CCCCCGGGGUCUGCCUGUCCUCAUCACGUCUGCGGAUCACAUUGUACACAUUUGGGCGCGUCCCUCUCUUCUCCGCCUUACCCUGCAUCUCACUGGUCUAUCCCCGGGAAAAGACUGAGCUCGCCUUGCUCCUCUGACCUUUCUUUACUUUUCCUCCACUGCGACAAAAUCGUCUACGAUCCCAUCUUCACGAUGACCCGCGAGUGGAACCACGGAUUGCUCGGGUGCUUCGACAACAUCGGGCUGUGCCUCAUCACGUACCUGGCGCCCUGCUACACGGCGGGCAAGAACGCCGAGGCCGUGGGCGAGGACUGUCUGGUCUGCGGUGUCCUAACUCUGGUGCCUCUCGUUGGAGCCUGGUUCAGGGCGCAGAUUCGAGGAAAGAUUCGAGAACAGAAGGGCAUCGAGGGCUCCCUGGUGACAGACCUGUUACUACACCUGUGUUGCCCUUGUUGUGCGCUUGCGCAAGAGGGUCAGGAGGUUGGCACGGACAUCCCCACAGUCUCCAUGGUCAGGGAGUGAUGACGUCAGAAUGACGUCACGAGAAGGAAGAAUUCACUACAAGUCGCCAUCCUGGAAAAGCUUUUUUUUCUGCCGAACUCUUUAAGUCAGCUUCCUGUGUGACAAUGCAAAGAGCUAAUUGUUUUUUUUUUAUGUUUAUCACCUUUUUCGCUUAGUCCACUCCAAAACGUUUUCCUAAUACGGUCUUUCAUGUAGAUAUGCGUUUCAAGUAAUACAGAACCUUGUAAUGCCUUAUGGUAAAUAUUUUAUGAAUCCUUCAAUGACGUUUCUUCUGUGCAGUUUGUAUCGAAUCCCGAGUCAAGCAACGUCCACUAUUUUUAUUUUGUAAUGCAGAGCUAGAGAAAACACAACACACAAUCUUUUUGAACUGAUAGUCUGUUUCACCUGCAUUCCGCCAGGAGGCGUGACAUAUUGGACCAUGUUACAGUACUAGUAAUAUACGUAUACGUGUCUGUCAUGUGUUUCUAUUAGUCCUUUUACAAGGGGGCGUGACAGUGCUGUUUUGCUUAUUAUGCGUCAGAAAGUGCCUACAAUGUAACAAGGUAUAGAUAUUGUAGUAAUGCAUUACGUAGAUACAAUGUAUGUACCAAUAGAGCGAAUAUAUAUACUAGCAGUGUAGCCAGUGGUGUAGCCUGUUACACAAUCUCUCGCUGUCACGUGUCAGGGACUGGUUGGGCUUCCUCCUGCCCAGUGGAAUGACUGCUAGCAGUGUGAUGUAGUGAAGCUAACUAGUAGUGCGACUAUUGUCGUAGCAGUAGUCCUUACGUACCAUAUUACGUAGUCCUUACGUACCAUACGUAUUUUAGCCACAUGUACCCUAGGCCUUGUUGUAGAGUUUGAGUAAAGCUUGAAGGUACUAUCAA
This is a messenger RNA of Branchiostoma belcheri (Belcher's lancelet), 1385 nucleotides long. RefSeq names its product cell number regulator 3-like. Lineage: Eukaryota; Metazoa; Chordata; Leptocardii; Amphioxiformes; Branchiostomatidae. The record is from RefSeq and is a predicted model, not a curated record. The transcript has 2 exons. Bases 193 to 522 code for a protein of 109 amino acids.